AUGUUAAUAUACGUCUGUAUUUUAGAUGAAUUAAAAAAAAGAGCAAUGGGUUCGAAUCAAACUGUACUAUUGGAACAAGAUAUUGUUCGAGAUAUAUGUGAAGAAACAGGUUUUACAUCCAAACAAGUUCAACGACUUUAUGGACGUUUUAAAGCAUUAGAAAAACAAGGAGUCGAUGGUUAUUUAACGCGAGAAAGUUUAAUGUCCAUUCCGGAAGUUAGUAUUAAUCCACUUGGAGAACGAUUAGUUGAUGUUAUCAUACAAGAUCAUGGCGAAGCAAAUAAAAUUGAUUUUCAACAAUUUGUUAGAAUGUUGGCAAGAUUUCGACGUGGUAAAGCCAAUACACAAUAUAAUACAAAAGAGAAAAAAUUAAGAUUUUUAUUUAGUAUGUAUGAUCGAAAUCAUGACAGUAAGAUUGAUCGAAAUGAAUUACUUGAAAUAUUGAAAAUGAUGGUUGGUGGAAAUAUUCAUGAUGAACAAAUUGCAACAAUAGCUGAUCAUACAAUCGGAGAAUUGGAUAGUGAUGGCGAUUUAUCAAUUACAUUCGAAGAAUUUUGUGAAACAUUACAACGAAUUGAUGUAGAUGAAAAAAUGUCGAUGAAAUUUUUAAGUUAA
Molecule: messenger RNA, 615 nt
Organism: Didymodactylos carnosus
Lineage: Eukaryota; Metazoa; Rotifera; Eurotatoria; Philodinida; Philodinidae
Source: the annotation of a GenBank genome assembly